UCAGUUUCAGUUGUUAGCGAACCACGGCGGGGACAGCGUGUCUCUCCCACCGUCGCCGCGCAAACUUUCAGAACGUGCCUUUGCUCGUACAAUAACUAAACUAGCAUUUCAAAUGUUUGUCACGUCUCUGAAUAAUGUGUUGAAUGGUAAUUAGUGCUUUUAUUUUGUACCGGACUGAAAAUUUCGUGGAAGCAGACGGUUAAGCACACGCUUUAUUUUAGCACAGUGAUUAAGUUUGCGAAAGUGGAGAAAAUUGCAAAAAAAUCGGUGUAAGAUGAAAUGACGCAAGUAUACAAACGCCACUGCACACUCGAAGUCAGUGCAAAUAAACAAUGCUACGGAUAGUGAAGAUCACGUGACGCCAUGGGCAAAGGCAUGAACGGCGUGACAUGGGAGACGGAGUCGCUCAUGGGCGUUCCGAAGCCCUCGGCGUGGAGCCGCCUCUGCCCUCGAGCGGCGCUCUCCCACGUGGGGCUGCUGGUGGCGCUCAUGCUGUACACCGCCGGUGGGGGAUUGGUGUUCCAAGCAUUGGAGCAUCCCGCAGAGAUAGCGAAGCUGGAAUCUCAUAGAAUGUGGGUGGGGCAGGCGCGAGACGCGCUCAUACAGUUUGUGUCAGACCCUGGGAGGAAUUGGACGGAAAUAAGUUUUCAGCUGGCACUUUACGAAAGAAUUCUAGAAAAUGCAGCUUCGAAUGGUUUGAAAAUAGAUAAAGAGAACAAUUUCCCCGCCGCCGAGGAGAAGUGGAGUAUUCUGCAGGCGGUGUUCUUCUCGUCCACCGUGCUCACCACUAUAGGGUACGGCAAUAUAGUUCCUGUGACAUUUUGGGGACGAUUAUUCUGCAUUUUUUAUGCACUUAUCGGAAUACCCCUGACAUUGACAGUCAUUGCAGACUUGGGCAGAGUAUUUGCUACCGUUGUUUCUGUUAUUGCCAAGCAGUUGCCUGCCAUGCCAAGAUGCUGCAAUAGAGUAUCAGAAGCCAACACAGCAAGCCAGAGAUCGCUGUAUGCUUUUUGGGCCGUGGGCUUUUUGUUCAUAUACCUGUCGGCGGGAGCUGGCCUCUUCAAGAUGUGGGAAGACGAUUGGACUUUCUACGACGGCUUUUACUUCUGCUUUAUAACAAUGACCACGAUCGGCUUCGGUGAUCUUGUACCAAACAAGCCGAAGUACAUGCUGCUGUGCACGCUGUACAUCUUGAUCGGGUUGGCGCUGACGUCGACCAUCAUCGAGCUGGUGCGGCGGCAGUACGCGCGCUCGUGGCAGCAGCUGCGCGCGCUGUCGGGCCCGCUGGCCGACACGCUCCGCCGGCUCGGCGACGCCGGCCGGGGAGUCGACGUGUCGGCGCUGCAGAAGGUGCUCACGGUGGUAACGAUGCCUCGCUUCAACGGCAAAGACGGGCUCUCGGACAAGCGGCAGUUGGAAUGGGAAGCGGCGGUGGAGGCCGUUAUCAGGGACAUCACCGCGCCGAUGACCAACCAGAAGAAACCCCCAAUUGUUCAGAUCGUCAUAUAUGAGUCCUCUGUUUAGUUAUUCGGUUUACUCAAUUAUUUGACCGUAUAUAUUAACUUUUCACAUCACCUAUUCGGAAAACGGCUUUUUUCCCCGAUAGGAAGUGGCACUUUUCUAUUUUUGAACAUAAUAAUUUCUUCGUAGGUGAUGUGUCACAUGGUAGCAAAUUUAUUUCUAUGUGGUUCCAAACAUCAGACACACAAUCUACAGAAGUGCAACAUUAAUCAAUGUAUUAUUUUGUACAAUGUACAAUCAUCAUCAAAUAGGUAGUGACGGCCAAAUAUAUCGACCUUAUUUCUGUAAGUAGUAACAAAGAUGCGUUACUAUAUAUUUGGCCAUUUUAUCCGUCACUAUCCAUUUUGAUGCGGAGUGUAGAUUUUUUUAAUUGGCUGCAGAUAGACGCCAUAAGUAGUUUAUUUUUCAAGAGGGCAAAGUUGUUUUUUAACUGCUCGUGCUGAUAUUGAUAUCCGAGCAACCGAAAGAUUCCAAACUUGAACCACAAGCGUAGUAGCGAGUUUCAAGCCACGAGGGUUGAACAAUCUUUGCUCCCGAGUGAAACACAAUUUUUUCGCCACACCAACGCGAGGGAAAUAUUAACUGAAAUAUUUAUCAUUUAAAAUGAUUGCUUAAAAGUGAAUUAUAUUAGCCACCAUGAGCAAAUACUUAACUGUAAAUUUGCAUCAUAUUACUUUGCCUCACGUGUGGAUAAAAUAAAAUGCACGUGACUUAUUUUUAAAACGUGUUUUUUAAUAAAAAAAAAAACACAUCAAGAUUGUUUACCUUAUUUCUAAUGCUAAAAAAAACGAACUAUAGCUAGCAGAUUCGUUUGAGUUUUUACAUUCGCUCUCGGUGUGUGAUGUAGUUAUUCGCUAUAUUUUUGUAAAUACAUUCGUAUACUUACCUCGAUGUUUGGCAGUUGGCAUCGGAACUUGGUUUCAUAUCUUGACACACAUCCAACACCCAUACAAAAAAUGUCAUGUCAGCUACAUAAAAUGACGCAAUUAGAGCGAGUGUUGCGCUGUUUUUGUUUUCGUUAUAAUUAUUUGAAGUGCAAAUUUCACUUUGUCAGUCAUACGUGAAUAAAUAACUGAGUUUAAAUUUAUAACAAACAGACGUACCGGACCGCGACCUUGGUCCGGUCCGAGGGGAAGGUGGUCCCCGCCGUACGUCCGUUAAGGACGCAACUGUUCUAUAAGUGAGAGCGAGAAUGAGAUAUGCUGACCGGUUCAAGGUCACGGUCCGGUACGCCCGUCUCUUACAGCUAUUAAAUUUGAAUAUUUAUUUUAACUAGUUACUGCCGUCAGAUUCUACAAGUUUGAGCUUAGCGCAAACAAUUGCCUUGCGUUAUUAAUUGGAACAGACAGGCCGAUUCGUAUAUUGACAUCAGAAUGAUAUUUGAAUCAUCUUAAUUAACUUUAUCUUGCAUUUCGUUCGUACUUGUACGUACAUGUACCUACUGGUGCGGGCGAGACGUACUGUAACUAAAUACGAGUAAUGUGUUUCAAAUAUCAAUCUUGCUUAUGUCAGUGUACGUUCGAAUUGACCUGAGAGCCCUCGUAAAUCUUUAUGUGAGGAUUAAAUAUUUCUGUGUAACUAUGUAUAUAUUUUGUACAUACAUACUUAUCUACUUGCAAAUUUC
Messenger RNA from Cydia splendana, 3145 nucleotides. Its product is annotated as TWiK family of potassium channels protein 9. Gene Ontology annotation, biological process: potassium ion transmembrane transport; stabilization of membrane potential. The coding region runs from base 364 to 1524 and encodes 386 amino acids. The record is from RefSeq and is a predicted model, not a curated record. The transcript has 8 exons. NCBI's taxonomy places the organism in Eukaryota, Metazoa, Arthropoda, Insecta, Lepidoptera, Tortricidae. Gene Ontology annotation, molecular function: outward rectifier potassium channel activity; potassium ion leak channel activity. Gene Ontology annotation, cellular component: plasma membrane.